GGCGCGUCGCGUUUUACUUGUGCGGCUGCGUGACGAUUAGUUAGUUAGUUAUGGCCCAUUUUUAUUUUGGAACUUCUUAGGCAAGCAAGGGCCACCAGGCCCACCACAGUACGUAGCAUGGUAUUAUCUAAUUGGAACAUUUCAUCUUCAAUGUUUCUCGUCUCCCAUUCACCUCCCAAAUAACUGAACCAAGUGGACCUACAUUUCCCUUCAAGUUACUUGACCACCCAUGGAUCUAAACUUGAAUUUAAAUGCGCUAUCAAUUUCAAUAUGACGACUGACAGGACACCCAACUCCGGUCGACGGAAGCGAAGUCGUCCUCAAGAUGAGCUCGAUUCAUCACCAGCUGCUACGCCCAGCGUAAUAUCUGCCGUCAAGAGACGCCGCCUCGAUAACCUCGCCAAUUCUUCGCCAUCCACUCCUAAAGGCUUUUCUGCCAUCACCUCCGCAAUUAGCAAUGCUAUUGGCUUAGGUAGAUUUGGGAACGCCAAAAAGAAUGCAGCUACGAACCAGUCAAAAUCGACAAAUGAUGUCGAUUACGCCGUCCCCGAAUCCCCGAAUGACGACGAAGAAACCAAGAGGCUACUGAGUCUCCCUAUAAAACAUAAGAAGCUUGGCCAAAUACUACCGAAAAACACCAAGCCUCCUCCCGCCAAUAUCUACGAUGUCCCUGAUUCAGAAGAGGAGAACGACAAUGCCCCAGAGACAAGUCAAGAUGAGCUUGGAACCACGCUCUCCAGGAGGACGAAGAGUACACCUAGGGUAUCGACUACUUCCUCGAGUAAAAGCGUGGGCGCACGAUUACUUGAAUCACGAAAAAAGAAGCCAGCUAGCCCAAUUCGCGAUGAAGCAACCCAGGAUAUACCACGGAGGAGGGGGCGAUCUUCAAAGGCCCCUACUGAGCCGGUUGGACGCAUGCCGAGUUCCAAGCCGGCCAAAGUUCAAUCUGCAGCACGCAACGCAAAACCAUCGCUUGCGGCUAAGGUGCCAGAUGUCAAGGGCAUACUCUCGCCGCAAAAGAAGAAGCCUGGUCGACCGCUGAAGAGCGUUGCUUUCAGCGAGGAAGGUCGUGAUAAAGAGAAUGAGAUAUUCUUCGAAGAUAUACAAUCGAAGCCUAACAAAAAGAAGAGUUCCAGAAAGAUGAUAGAUGUUACUCCUGACGAGAUUCCAGCUUCCGGGGAUGAAAGCGAUUCACAAGAGAGCGAAGACGACGAAGUGUGUGCUAUAUGUUCAAACCCAGACUCGGAACCUCCGAACGAAAUCAUUUUCUGCGAAGGUUGCGAUAUGGCUGUUCAUCAGAAAUGCUAUAACGUACCCGUCAUCCCCAAGGGUGACUGGCUCUGUAGGAAUUGCUCACAAGACGAUGUUUUGCCUCAACCGACAAAGCUCCCCAAAGCGGCCCCUAAGAAACAAAUUCGCGCGACAAAAACUUCCAAGGUUCCUACUAUUCCAAACUUUGAGCAACAUUUACGACAAAUGCAACGAGUACUGUUAGAUCGUUGUUCUGGAAACCGUCGUAUUAAGCUUUGUGGCCAGACGGAAGCUUAUGAGAAGGCAUUUCAGCUAGUAGAACAAACGGUAUUAGCUGGGGAGGGCAACUCAAUGAUGGUUAUUGGUGCGAGAGGUUGCGGCAAGACUACGUUAAUGGAAGAGAUUGUAUCCAAUCUCAGAGCUAGCCAUCAAGAAGCCUUCCACGUUGUGCGCCUCAAUGGAUUUAUCCAUACCGAUGACAAGCUGGCUCUUAAAGAGAUAUGGCGUCAACUGGGCAAAGAGAUGGACCUCGAAGACGAUGCCAGUAACAAGACCAGCAAUUAUGCCGAUACGAUGGCUUCUCUGUUAGCUCUCUUGUCUCAUCCGGCAGAAAUCAUGGGAGCCGAGGAUGGUGUAACCUCCAAGUCCGUCAUAUUCAUCAUUGACGAGUUCGACCUGUUUGCUACACAUGCACGCCAAACUCUGUUGUAUAACUUAUUCGACAUUGCCCAAGCAAGGAAAGCACCAAUUGCGGUACUAGGCCUAACUACAAGAAUAGACGUGGUAGAGAGUUUAGAGAAGAGGGUGAAAAGUCGAUUCAGCCACCGAUAUGUCUAUAUGUCUCUUCCCAAGACCCUGGCGGCCUACUGGGACACGUGUAAGCAGGGGCUUUCCGUAGACGAGGAGGACCUGGGCCACGAAGGCUUCGAUACUAGCCUAAAGGGGCUAUAUGAGUUUCGAGAUUAUUGGGACAAUAAGAUUGAGGCUCUGCGUAAAACGCCGAAUUUCGAGGACCACCUCGAAUACAACUAUUACACAUCCAAAUCCGUACCGGCAUUUCUCACGUCGUGCAUUCUACCACUCUCGACAGUUUCUGCUUCUUCAUUGGAUUUAGUGGUACCUUCACCGUCGGCAGGAUGCAUUUCCCUCGAGCCUUCGUCUUCGAAGUUUCAUCUGCUGGCAACGCUGUCAGACCUAGAGUUGGCACUGCUCAUUUCAGCGGCGCGGCUCGAUAUCGUUGCUCAUACGGACACGGUAAAUUUCGCGAUGGCAUAUGAUGAGUAUAGCUCACAGAUGGGCAAGCAACGAGUUCAGUCAGCUACAUCUGGCAUGUUAGCCAUAGGAGCUGGCUCAAGAACGUGGGGCCGGGGUGUAGCUGCGGUAGCCUGGGAACGUCUGGUUUCCCUCGGCAUACUGAUCCCAGCUGGCAUAGGUGGUAGAAGCAACGCUGCGCAUGGCGGCCUAGAGGGCAAGAUGUGGAAACUGGAUGUUGCGCUCGAUGAGAUACCGGCAGCUUGCGAACUUCCGGGAUUCCUUGCCCGAUGGUGCAGUCAAAUCUGAUUGCCUGCCUACCUAGGUACCUUACCAUGCCGGUACAUAGUAGUAGGGGCCUAUUAGGCAGUCACGGAUAGUAGCAGUGCCGGGAUUUUGCAAAUAAAGAAUGCCUCAAGGCUACAUACCUGGACUAUCUAUAGGUAUAUACUACAUAAUGUACCUAACCUAGUACCUAGUACUUGCCGAGGAGCUACAAUAAAUAGUAUUGGAGGUUACGAACGAGCCAACCAAAGGAUUCUUAGUAUUACAAGGAGUUGUAGUGCAGUUGUAGUGCAGUGGUAGUGCAUAUAUGUUCCGUAAGCCGUUCUAUUUUAGGGUAUUCAGCAGUACUACGGUUGACAUAGCCUCAUCAAUAGCAGGGAAAGGCUGGCAGAAACGCCAACAAUGCAUUAGGAGUAGGAUGUGACCAAUCAAUUGGAUUAGAAAUGAUGCAUGAUGCAUGUUUCGUCUUUACUACUAGUAGUACUAUUAUGUAUUUUUCCAUUUCAACGAAUGCAAAGAAGUUUUAC
Molecule: messenger RNA, 3314 nt
Organism: Hypoxylon fragiforme
Lineage: Eukaryota; Fungi; Ascomycota; Sordariomycetes; Xylariales; Hypoxylaceae
Product: origin recognition complex subunit 4 C-terminus-domain-containing protein
Exons: 4
Coding region: 271-2811 (846 amino acids)
Biological process (GO): DNA replication initiation; DNA replication
Cellular component (GO): nuclear origin of replication recognition complex; nucleus
Molecular function (GO): ATP hydrolysis activity; ATP binding; DNA replication origin binding
Source: RefSeq, a predicted model, not a curated record